AUCAUCCACCUGGACGUCAAGGCUUCCAACGUGCUGCUGACCGGUACCGGUACCGCCAAGCUGGCGGACAUGGGCCUGGCCCGCCUCAAGCGCGGCACCUUCCUGUCUGACGCCGCCCCCGUGGGCACCUUUGCGUGGACGGCGCCCGAGGUGCUGUGGGGCCACCAGUGCGACCAGUCAGCAGACAUCUACGGCUUCGGAGUGGUGGGUUGGCGGCCGCACUGCCGC
Chlorella variabilis is the source of this 228-nucleotide messenger RNA. RefSeq lists its product as hypothetical. The record is from RefSeq and is a predicted model, not a curated record. Gene Ontology annotation, biological process: protein phosphorylation. Gene Ontology annotation, molecular function: ATP binding; protein kinase activity. The annotation marks the transcript as partial. The transcript has a single exon. Lineage: Eukaryota; Viridiplantae; Chlorophyta; Trebouxiophyceae; Chlorellales; Chlorellaceae.